UUUUCUCUUUUGCUUUCUAUUUUUCUAAUGAUGAAUCUCGUAAUUGGGCUUGGGCCAUCAAGCAAAUCUGUAAAUCGCUGCUUUCAAUUUAAAUGAAUCUGUCAAAGAUGAACAAUCAGAGGACUUGAGCCUUCCUUUUUCUUUUCUAGUUUUUAUUUUUUUAAGAAAAAAAAAAGAUGAGCAGAAGAACAGAAGCAUGGGUUAAAUUUAGUUAUGGUUUAAAUUAGGGGGGUGCAUGAGGAAUUUAUAGAGUGGUGUAAGGUGCAUAGACUAACACUGUGGGUGUCAAUGCUUUGAGUCUAGCAAUUGUAAUUUGAAUGAAAUGAAAAUCACCUUUUUAACAGAAUUUGAGAGAAUCAGAAAGUGAAAGAAUGUGAAGGGAUGGCAGAGGAGAAAACGUGUCAUUAUGUAGAGAGGUGCAAGGGCGUUAAUGGCCUUGACAAGGUCAUUCUCCGAGAGGUUCGUGGUUUCUCUGCCGAGGUGUACCUGUAUGGAGGCCAAGUGACAUCUUGGAAGAAUGAGCAUGGUGAAGAAAUGCUUUUUCUUAGUAGCAAGGCUACUUUUCAGCCCCCGAAAGUAAUUAAUGGAGGUAUCCAAAUUUGUUUUCCUCAAUUUGGAAGUCACUGUUCUCUUGAGCAUCGUGGAUUUUCAAGGAACAGGGUAUGGUGCAUGGAUCCUGAUCCCCCGCCUUUUCCAACAUGUAGUACCAACAAGGCCUUCAUUGAUUUGAUUCUUAAACAUUCCGAAGAAGGCAUUAAAAUCUGGCCUCACAGAUAUGAGUUUCGUCUAAGGGUAACUCUGGGACCUGGAGGAGAUCUGAUGUUGACAUCUCGAAUUCGGAAUACAAACACUGAUGGAAAGCCAUUUACAUUCACAUUUUCCUAUCAGACCUAUUUUGCCGUUUCUGAUAUCAGUGAAGUGCGUGUGGAGGGACUGGAGACUUUGGAUUAUCUAGACAAUCUGAAUAACAGAGAGCGAUUCACUGAACAAGGGGAUGCAAUAACAUUUGAAUCAGAAGUGGAUAAGGUAUAUGUUAGUACGCCCACCAAAAUUGCUAUUCUGGACCAUGAAAAGAAGAGAACGUUUGUAUUGCGAAAGGAUGGACUUCCUGAUGCGGUGGUUUGGAAUCCAUGGGAUAAGAAAGCAAAGACAUUGCCUGAUUUUAGCCAUGGCGAAUACAAGAAUAUGUUGUGUGUAGAUGCUUCUUGUGUGGAAAAUCCCAUAACCUUGAAACCUGGUGAAGAGUGGAAAGGAAGACAGGAGCUGUCUGCUGUACCUUCCAGUUAUUGCAGCAGUCGACGUUAACUAUUGAAGAACACUCCAGUGCAGAUAAAGUUAUGUGCCUUUCUGGUGGAUCCCUUGUUAAGAUAUAUUUCUGCAGCUCAACCAUGGAAUUGACAUAUAUCAUUCCUGCUGAAAUUGCUGGCUAAAAGAACCAUUCAUGAAGAGGUAAUGAUAAUGCAUGUGUAGAAAGUAUGAAAUCCUGAAAUUGAGAGUACAUAGAGCUCAAAGCUUUAAAUUUGUUUAAUUUUGAUUUGGGGCAUUAGGUAGUAAUCAAUUUUAAAGGAUAUGAGAGAAACAGGAAAGCCUGCAUGGCCUGUAUUCAUGAGUGGAACCCACAUUUGUAACCCAUGGCUAUCUGGCAUUGAUUUUGGUUGUGCUGAAUCUUAAAACCAUUAUCAGUUUUUGGUUGACAUUUUUUUUCCCAUUUAUGGGUGAGUAAUAAGACAAGGUAGAUUCCCCUUUUCUGG
Molecule: messenger RNA, 1751 nt
Organism: Manihot esculenta (cassava)
Lineage: Eukaryota; Viridiplantae; Streptophyta; Magnoliopsida; Malpighiales; Euphorbiaceae
Product: putative glucose-6-phosphate 1-epimerase
Exons: 8
Coding region: 382-1305 (307 amino acids)
Biological process (GO): carbohydrate metabolic process
Molecular function (GO): carbohydrate binding; isomerase activity
Source: RefSeq, a predicted model, not a curated record